This is a messenger RNA of Gopherus evgoodei (Goodes thornscrub tortoise), 8968 nucleotides long. It is a transcript of the gene KIF13B, whose product is annotated as kinesin family member 13B. Gene Ontology annotation, molecular function: cell adhesion molecule binding; microtubule motor activity; ATP binding. Gene Ontology annotation, biological process: regulation of protein localization; microtubule-based movement. Lineage: Eukaryota; Metazoa; Chordata; Testudines; Testudinidae. The transcript has 40 exons. The record is from RefSeq and is a predicted model, not a curated record. Gene Ontology annotation, cellular component: adherens junction. Bases 110 to 5968 code for a protein of 1952 amino acids.
GAGUCCCGAGGCUCCUCCCUCCGCUUGCCCCUGCCGGCAGGGUGUCCCGUGCCUCCUUGGAAGACGGAAGCCGAGGAGGAGGGAGAGUCGGACGAGCGGCGGCGGCGGGAUGGGUGACUCCAAAGUGAAGGUGGCGGUGCGGGUCCGUCCCAUGAACAGGAGAGAGUUUGAUCUGCAUACAAAAUGUGUGGUGGAUGUGGACACAAACAAGGUCAUUCUUCACCCUGUAAACACCAAUCUUGCAAAGGGAGAUGCCAGGAGCCAGCCAAAGGUGUUUGCUUACGAUCAUUGUUUCUGGUCUUUGGAUGAAUCUGUAAAAGAAAAAUAUGCAGGUCAAGAUGUUGUUUUCAAGUGCCUUGGAGAGAAUAUUCUUCAGAAUGCCUUUGAGGGCUACAAUGCAUGUAUCUUUGCCUAUGGACAGACUGGGUCUGGAAAAUCUUACACAAUGAUGGGUACAGCCGACCGGCCUGGAUUAAUCCCGAGGCUCUGCAGUAGUCUCUUUGAAAGAGCACAGAAAGAGGAAAAUGAAGAACAGAGUUUCAAAGUGGAAGUUUCCUACAUGGAGAUUUACAAUGAGAAAGUUAGAGAUCUCCUUGACCCCAAAGGAAGCCGUCAGUCAUUAAAAGUUAGAGAGCACAACGUCUUUGGUCCUUAUGUAGAUGGACUAUCUAAACUGGCUGUCGCCAGCUACAAGGACAUAGAGUCUUUGAUGUCAGAGGGUAACAAAUCUCGAACAGUGGCUGCAACCAAUAUGAAUGAAGAGAGCAGUCGGUCACAUGCAGUCUUCAAGAUCAUCCUCACACACACACUGUAUGAUGUACAAUCAGGGACAUCGGGUGAGAAAGUGGGCAAAUUGAGUCUGGUGGACUUAGCGGGCAGCGAAAGGGCAACUAAGACUGGUGCUGCAGGUGACAGGCUGAAGGAGGGAAGCAACAUAAACAAGUCUCUUACAACUCUUGGGCUGGUUAUUUCUGCUCUAGCAGAUCAGGCUGCUGGGAAGAACAAGAACAAGUUUGUUCCAUAUCGUGAUUCUGUGCUCACUUGGUUACUUAAAGACAGCCUUGGUGGUAACAGCAAGACUGCUAUGGUGGCAACAGUCAGCCCAGCAGCAGAUAACUACGAUGAGACCCUUUCCACAUUGAGGUACGCAGACCGGGCCAAGAACAUAGUUAAUCAUGCCGUGGUGAAUGAAGACCCCAAUGCCCGCAUCAUCCGAGAACUCCGAGAAGAGGUGGAGAAGCUCCGAGAACAGCUCACCAAAGCAGAGGCGAUGAAAUCACCAGAACUAAAAGAUCGGUUGGAGGAAUCUGAGAAAUUGAUCCAGGAAAUGACAGUCACCUGGGAAGAGAAAUUAAGAAAAACAGAGGAGAUAGCACAGGAGCGGCAGAAACAACUGGAAAGUCUUGGCAUAUCUCUUCAGUCUUCUGGAAUCAAAGUUGGGGAUAACAAGUGCUUCCUCGUUAAUUUGAAUGCAGAUCCUGCUCUCAAUGAACUUCUGGUCUACUACUUAAAGGAACACACAUUAAUAGGGUCAGAUGACUCCCAAGAUAUCCAGUUAUGUGGAAUGGGAAUUCUUCCUGAACACUGUAUUAUAGAAAUAACAUCAGAAGGACAGGUUAUGCUAACUCCUCAGAAAAAUACUAGAACAUUUGUAAAUGGUUCUGCUGUUGUGGGUCCUACACAGCUACACCAUGGAGACAGAAUACUGUGGGGAAACAACCACUUCUUCAGAUUGAAUUUACCAAAAAAGAAAAAGAAAAUAGAGCAUGAGGAUGAAGAGCAAGACAAUUCUAUGGGGUGCAGCAACAGUGUCGAGCAGCUAGAUAUAGAUGGAGACAGUUCCAGUGAAGUGUCCAGUGAAAUGAACUUCAGCUAUGAAUAUGCCCAAAUGGAAGUUAUCAUGAAGGCACUCAGUGGCAAUGAUCCGAUGCAGUCAAUCUUGCAGAGCGUGGAACAGCAGUACGAAGAGGAGAAGCAAUCCGCACUGGAGCGGCAGAGAUUAAUGUAUGAGCACGAACUAGAGCAGCUGCGAAGGCGGCUGUCUCCAGAGAAACAACACUUCCGCAGCAUGGACAAGUUUUCUCACUCGCCCAGUGCUCAGCAGCGCAUACGCCAGUGGGCAGAAGAGAGAGAAGAAAUGUUGAACCACAGCCUGAGGAAGCUGAGAGAGCAAAUUGUUAAAGCUAAUUUGUAUGUGAGAGAAGCCAGUUUCAUCUCAGAGGAAUUGGACAAGAGCACGGAGUAUAAGGUCACUCUGCAGAUCCCAGCUUCAAGCCUUAAUGCUAAUAGAAAGCGAGGUGCAGUUCUCAGUGAGCCUGCUAUUCAGGUGAGAAGGAAAGGGAAAGGUAAACAGAUCUGGUCACUGGAGAAAUUGGAAAACCGGCUGAUAGAUAUGAGGGAUCUUUAUCAAGAGUGGCAGGAGUGCGAGGAGGAUGAUCCAUUAACUAGGUCUUACUUCAAGCGAGCUGAUCCAUUCUAUGAUGAACAAGAAAACCAUAGUCUCAUCGGAGUGGCCAAUGUUUUUCUUGAGUCCCUGUUUUAUGAUGUGAAGCUGCAAUAUGCUGUCCCUAUCAUCAAUCAGAAGGGAGAGGUGUCAGGCCGUCUUCAUGUCGAAGUGGUGCGAGUGAGUGGAGCGAUUGGGGAGAGAAUCGUAGGAGGUGAUGAUAGCACAGACUGUUCAAGAGAGAACGACAUACAGGAGAACAAACUAGUUUGCAUGAUUAAAAUACUUCAGGCUACCGGUUUGCCUCAGCAUCUUUCUAACUUUGUGUUCUGCAAAUACACUUUCUGGGAUCAACUGGAGCCAGUUACGGUUGCCCCUGAGGUGGACCCCUCUUUAUCCCCCAUCAGCAAGGAGCCACAGUGCAUGGUUGUCUUCGAUCACUGCAAUGAGUUUUCUGUAAAUAUUUCUGAAGACUUCAUGGAGCAUCUUUACGAAGGGGCUUUGGCAAUUGAAGUGUACGGGCACGAGCAAAGUGAUCCUCGCAAAAACUCAGCUGUGUGGGAUUUGGGAAUAAUUCAAGCCAAAACGCGAAGCCUUCGUGACAGGUGGAGUGAGGUAACCCGAAAAGUGGAGCUCUGGGUUCAGAUUCUGGAACUUAAUGAGAACGGGGAGUACUGUCCAGUUGAGGUGAUUCCUGCCAAGGACGUAAACACUGGUGGCGUCUUUCAGCUCAGACAGGGGCAGUCACGGCGAAUCCAGGCUGAAGUGAAGUCGGUGCAGGAAUCCGGGACCUUGCCUCUAAUGGAAGAAGCCCUACUAUCUGUUGGAGUUGGCUGUGUUCAAAUAAGACAUGUCAAGUCACCAAAAGUUCAUGAGACUCAUCAGGAAGGAGAGGAUGAUAUGGACAGUUACCAGGACAGGGAUUUGGAGAGACUGCGUCGGAAAUGGCUGAACGCAUUGACAAAACGUCAGGAAUACCUAGAUCACCAGCUGCAAAAACUCGACAGCAAACCUGAUAAAACAGAAGAUGAUACAGAUCGGGAGGCACAACUGUUAGAGAUGAGGCUCACCCUUACUGAAGAAAGGAAUGCUGUAAUGGUUCCUUCUGCUGGCAGUGGGAUCCCUGGAGCUCCAGCAGAGUGGACUCCAGUGCCUGGUAUGGAAACCCAUAUUCCAGUUGUUUUCCUUGACUUAAAUGCGGAUGACUUUAGCUCUCAAGAUAACCUUGAUGACCCAGAACCUGGUGGAUGGGAUGCUACUCUCACUGGGGAAGAGGAAGAGGAAUUCUUUGAAUUGCAGAUUGUGAAACACCAUGAGAGUGAGGUGAAAGUAGAAGCCUCCUGGGAUUCUACUGUCCAUAACUGCCUUCAGCUCAGUAAAGGAACAGCAACAGAUGAAAGGGUAUUCCUUAUUGUGAGAGUGACAGUCCAGCUCAGCCAUCCUGCAGAAAUGCAGCUAGUGCUACGCAAACGUAUCUGCGUUAAUGUCUACGGGAGACAGGGUUUUGCACAGAGCUUCCUGAGAAGAAUGUCUCCUCGAAGUUCCAUUCCUGGCUGUGGAGUCACCUUUGAGAUAGUCUCUAAUAUUCCAGAGGAUGCUCAGGGAGCUGAGGAGCGGGAAGCACUAGCAAGGAUGGCAGCUAAUGUUGAAAACGCAGCUUCGGCUGACUCAGAAGCCUAUAUUGAAAAGUAUCUGCGGAGUGUGCUGGCAGUGGAGAACAUUCUCACCCUGGAUCGUCUUCGCCAGGAGGUUGCGGUGAAAGAGCAGUUAACGGGGAAAGGAAAACUUAACAGGAGGAGUCUGAGCUCUCCCAAUGUCAAUCGGAUAUCUGGAAGCCGUCAAGAUUUAGCUCCCCCGUACAACCUUGGCGGUCACAAGGGUCGAUGGGAGAGCCAGCAAGAUAUAUCCCAAAUUUCAACACAUUCUGGUAGUGGGAUGACCCCAUCUCAUACAUCUUUGUCAGGCUCUGCUCAGCAAAACCAUUCCAAUGAUCCAGGACUCAGUAGCCUGGCUGUCUCCUACCUGAAUCCAGUAAAAUCCUUCGUGCCUCAGAUGCCAAAGCUGCUUAAGUCUCUCUUUCCUGCUAGAGAUGAGAAAAAGGGCAGGCAGACCUCUCCUCUUGCCCAGCAGCCUGUCCCACGAAUUAUGGUUCAGUCUGCCAGCAUUGAUGCCAGUGCUACCAAGUUAAAACAGAUUAACCAAGAAGGGGGGAAAGAACCAUUUGAAAUGGCCAGGCAAUCUGCAGAGGCAGAAAAGAACCAAGAAAAGAUGCCCAAAGUGCCUCCACAGCAGCAUACCGCAGACAUUCAGGCACAGGACUCCCAAGAGGGGCCUCCAAGUCCCCUGAGUGAAGCCUCAAGUGGUUACUUUUCUCACAGUGUUUCAACAGCGACUCUGUCUGAAGCGCUCACUCCAUGGAACGAAGCAAUUGCUCAGACAGGUGGUCAAACAUCUACAGUGAGCAACAUCUCCCCACCCACCCCAGCUGUUCAGGUAACUUCUGCUACUGACAUUUCAAUGCAGACAGAGUGCACUUCAGAGGGCUACCCUGCUGUUAAAAGAGAUAAUCAAGCUGCUUCUGACCUCAGCACUGCCCAUGUGAGACCUAAGGACAGCAGCGACGUGAAUGGUAAUGAGCAUCUAAAGUCCAAGUCCUUUGCCCCCCCUGUGACUCAGAGUGAAGAACUGGAUGUUGCCUCUAUAGCCAUUGAUGCAAAAAGCUACAUUUCUACCUCCAUCCCAAAGAAAGCGCUUCUGACCAAACAGCUAAUGGCUUCAACAGCUGGAGAGUCAGUGGGACAAGCUGCCAGGAAAAAGGACCACACAAAGCCCAUCUCUGCUUCAGAAUCAAGAGCUCCCAAACCACAACCCGUCCUCUUGUCGCAGCCCAGCGCUACAGCCUCUCCAUUCAAAAUCCAAAAAGUCAGGACAUCUGAGCUCAAAUCUUUUACAUGCAUGCUGGGGGGAGAUUCUGGGUGUUCUUCAAGCCCAGAGGAAGAGGAGAGAGAAAAGAACCGGGUGAUUGCACAAGGAUUGAGCCAUAAUGGUGCAGAGACAGCUGAUGAAAAACUGGAAGCGGCUUCUGAUUCUGAAGAUGCCAGUGAAAUCCCAGAAUGGCUAAAAGAGGGAGAAUAUGUCACUGUUGGCACAAAUAAGACAGGCACAAUUAGAUAUGUUGGCCCCACUGACUUUCAAGAGGGAACAUGGGUUGGUGUGGAACUCGAUUUGCCUUCAGGUAAGAAUGAUGGUUCCAUUGGGGGAAGGCAGUACUUCAAAUGCAACCCAGGCUAUGGGCUCCUCGUGAAACCAAACAGAGUGAAAAAAGCCACCGGAGCAGCAAGACGACGGAGCGCUGGGCUUAGGUUGCAAGGGGGAGCUACGCCCGAGAACCGGAAGAGCAACAAUUUCUCAGGCUCAGCCUCCAACCUGACAUCACUGACAGGCCUAGCCAAAAUGGAAGGAUCUGCUUUCCAACCUGAGAAGAUGCAGAAGAAUGCAGAGAACAGGAAAUCUUGGGCUAACUGAAAGAGGCUUACAGGCCCCACAAGCUGGUUCAAAAAUAGCUUGUGAAGCUAUCACCGAAGUGGAUGUGCUUGCAGCGUUAAACCAACCUGGUAAACUUAGCUCUGGCAAACACUAAAGGAGGGUUUUUUCUCUACUUUUGUUGCUGACAUGUUAUAUCUUUGCCUUGUCAUGGUGAUGGAUCUGUGUGUUUAGGCUCCUGACACAAAUUGGGACACUUCAUUGUGUGUCUUAUUUCAAAUAGUGAAGGUUGUGGGAGGGAGUUUAAUGGUGCUGUUUUAAAUCAUUCACAGAAUGAACAGCCAGAUCGGUGAUUCAAAAUAUUGUAUGAGUUUCCAGCAGCUGCAAAAAAUUAACUGGAGCGAUUUCCUGACCCGCAACAUCUAUACUUCCUUAAACAUGGUUGGCAGUUCUGUAAACAUCAAAAUGCAGCAUGCAAGACUCCAUCCUUUUGGAAAAGCUGUGUCUGUAUCAGGCAAUAAUGAAAAACGGAUACAGUUUAAAGAAGAAAGAAGUUAUAUUGUGAAGGAAACAGAACAAAAAUAAUCAACUUGGUUACAUGACCUGGAACCAGUGCCUAUCUUGAAUAAUGUUCGUGUCUUUCUACUCUUAUUGAAAUCAAUGGGAUUCUAUCCUAUCAGUGGCUUUUGAUCCCUGUUUUUUCAAGGCAUAUUCAAAUUGUUAACCCACUAAAUAGAUUAUAGUUAUUUUAACAGGACAUAGACUCUGUUCGCCUUCCUUUCCUCCCUGGACACACUGUGGAAUAUUGCUCUCGUUGUUUCUUUAGUUUGCCUUCAGGAUUUUAGCAAAGAUAUCAGUGUUCUCUAAAGUGCUACAGUAUUUAUAACAGCUUUUUCCAGUUCUGUCUGUACUGCCUGUUGGUGACAUACUCACAAAGGAAGAUAUGAGCACCAUGCACAACCUUCACUGGCAUUUGCAUUUCACCAGGUCUCGUAAAGUGAAGGCCUGUUGUUCCCAUACUGAAUGAUCCAGUUGUAUUUAUUUUUAUUUAUUGUUUUAAAAAAUAUGAAAUACUUGCACUUCACAAUUGCCCAUUGCCUGCCAUUGCACAUAGGCGCUCUAUUUAGCGUCAUACUGAAUAGCCUCCCUUUUGGAAAGGCUCCUGCCUAGCCAGCAAAACUGUCUUGAGAUUGCUCCUAAAAUCACUUUAUUGGAACUGUUGCACAUUCUUCUUCAAAACUAACAUUUUUCUGGAGGGUGGGAGAACUGGGCUGGCUUUUGUUGUUUUUAAACUUGAUUUUAUCUUUGGUGACCUUCACUAGUUUUUAAUUUCCUGUGAUAUUUUCUAACAAAUUACGUAAAGAAAAAAAUAAGACUUAAUUGUACAGUAUAUACAGAGCUUCUUAUACUUCGUUCAGUAAACAUUGAGGGAUUAGAAAUUUUGAGCAAUAGAUGUUUAUAAUCUAUGUGAGGAACAUUCAGGAUUCUAAAUUAAUGGUUAAAGCUUAAUAUGUAUCCAGCCUCUCUCCAUGCUGCACAGAUGUGUCUAAGUGCCUUAGCCAUCUGGUUCAGGUAUCCAAGGGAAACAUACAUUGUCAUCAAAGUAAACUUUAAAGGAGGUAGGGACGGUUAGUGCAGGAGAUAAUUAUGCUGAUUGACUGUAAUUAAUAUCAAUUUAUGCAGAAGGAAUAAAAAUUAAAAUAGAAACUAAUCAGUAGUUGGAAUAAUAUUUGGAAUGGGUCAGAAUAUAGCAUUCUAAAUACUACCAAGCAUUAGUACAUUCCUGUCAGCAUUGUAUAGUUCUGCUCUUUUCUACGUUUUCGUAAAGGAAUUUAAAUGUACAGGCAGGUUUUUAAGAUUUUCAUAAACGUUCUACUUUUUUCUUCCCCUGCACAAAGCUGCAAUACGGGUUGUCGGACAGGAGUUUGCCACCCACUAGACCAGUGUUGGAAAACUUUUUAUAUUUCUCUCCUUUCAAGCCUGAAAACAUGGGGAAAUUAGCAACAAAGACUGGAGAAGCUAAAUCCUGAAUUUAAUGUUAGGAAUAACUGUUUUUCAUAAACAUGCGACCUGCAACAACAGAAUUUAUUUUAUUAAGCAAUGAGAUGGUACACUCUAACCAAUGUGACAUCUCAUAAUACUGCCUGGCAUUAUAAAACUCUCUCAAAUAUUUUUUUCCAAAUGAGCUUCACUUUUAUUCUUCCAGUAUGGGUACAGAUGGCUGGCUACUGUGAAGCAUCUUCUUGACUUAGCUUUUAUUAAUCUCAUCAUUUCAUUUAUUGAAUUUGGGAAAAUCCUAACUUAUCCUUUUUAUUGGUCCCUUAUUUGGAGCAUACAGUGUUGUGAAUGGUAGAUCCAUGUUUUCUAUUAAUCCUCUAUUAAUCCCCUUUUCUCUUGCACCAUCAUAUCUUACCCACAGGGUCUGUCUCUGUGAAGAUUUUAUAUGUUAAAUGAUUGAUCUUCGCAGAUUUGAUACAGUGCUUUCACUAGUGUUUGGGGACCAAGCAAAGGAAAUCUGGGUGAAUAUUUCAUUAUUUAUUUUUCCUAGUCUGCAUUCCUUUUUGGCCGUGUUCACAUUGUGAUUCUGAUUGUGUAAACACUUCAGCUUGUGAGUGACGUUACUGAAGUGUUUGAAGGAUCAGGGUUUAGGGUAGAAACUCUGCCACCCACUAGAGCUUUGGCCUGGUAACCCUAACCUGUAUGCACAGGAUAUUUUUCCUAAUCAUGUUACAAAACUAUGCUACAAAAUAUCAGUACAGUUAUACAACAGCAUAAUUUGGCUAACAAGAAAGAAAUUGUGCUAGCACAGUGCGCUUUAAACAUAGCGGUUGCUACCAUGUAUUCAGCCUACUUUGGACAAGGCCUUACACCAGUUUUAGGAAUGCCCAGAGAGCUCUCCUCAGCAAUUCAUCUUGAAUAAGGAAGCUGUGUUUUAGUGACAGACCUCUCAGACUUGAGUAGAUGGUUAGGAUGAAAUCCUGGCUCCAUUGAAGUCAAUAGUCAAACAUCCAUUGACUUCAGUGGACCCAGGAUUUCACCCAU